AUGGGCCCGCUGCUUCUGGUCCUGCUGUACCCACUGCCCUGUGUCUUGGGCCUGCCUUUCUACAAUGGCUUUUACUACUCCAAUAGUCCCAACGGCUGGAACCCGGGCAACGGCCACGGCGAAGGCGUCUUCAAUGGGGUGAAGCUGGUGGUAGAGACAACCGAGGAGACCCUGUUUUCCCACCGGGGGGCCAACGUGACCCUGCCCUGCCGCUACCACUAUGAGCCGGCCCUGCUGUCCCCGAGGCCCGUGCGCGUCAAAUGGUGGAAGCUGUCGGAGAAUGGGGCCCUGGAGCAGGAUGUGCUGGUGGCCAUCGGGCUGAGGCACCGCUCCUUCGGAGACUACCGCGGCCGGGUGCGCCUGCGGCAGGACGGGGAGCGCGAAGUGUCGCUGCAGAUCCGGGACCUGCGGCUGGAGGACUCCGGGCGUUACCGCUGUGAGGUCAUUGACGGGCUGGAGGACGAGAGCGGCCUGGUGGAGCUGGAGCUGCGGGGUGUGGUCUUUCCCUACCAGCACCCCUGGGGGCGCUACCAGCUCAACUUCCUCGAGGCCCAGCGGGCGUGUGCAGAGCAGGACGCGGUGGUGGCCUCCUUCGAGCAGUUGUUCCGGGCCUGGGAGGAGGGCCUGGACUGGUGCAACGCAGGCUGGCUGCAGGACGCCUCGGUGCAGUACCCCAUCGCGCGCGCCCGGCAGCCCUGCGGGGGCCUGGGCCUGGCUCCCGGCGUGCGCAGCUACGGCCCCCGCAGCCACCGCCUGCACCGCUAUGACGCCUUCUGCUUCGCUCCGGCCCUCAGGGGGCAGGUAUACUACCUGGAGCACCCCAAGAAGCUGACCCUGGCAGAGGCAAAGGAGGCCUGCCAGGAAGACGGCGCCCACAUUGCCAAGGUGGGCCAGCUCUUUGCUGCCUGGAAGUUCCGUGGCUUGGACCGCUGUGAUGCCGGCUGGCUGGCGGAUGGCAGUGCCCGCUACCCUGUGGUUCGCCCGCGUCCCAACUGCGGGCCCCUGGAGCCCGGCGUCCGAAGCUUCGGCUUCCCAGACCCGUGGAGCAGGGAGUAUGGCGUAUAUUGUUACCGGCCCCGCUAGGGGUCCUGCGCCUCCCCUCUCGCACUGUAUUUAU
Molecule: messenger RNA, 1117 nt
Organism: Neomonachus schauinslandi (Hawaiian monk seal)
Lineage: Eukaryota; Metazoa; Chordata; Mammalia; Carnivora; Phocidae
Gene: HAPLN3
Product: hyaluronan and proteoglycan link protein 3
Exons: 4
Coding region: 1-1083 (360 amino acids)
Biological process (GO): cell adhesion
Molecular function (GO): hyaluronic acid binding
Source: RefSeq, a predicted model, not a curated record